Molecule: messenger RNA, 3114 nt
Organism: Grus americana (Whooping crane)
Lineage: Eukaryota; Metazoa; Chordata; Aves; Gruiformes; Gruidae
Gene: FAM163A
Product: family with sequence similarity 163 member A
Exons: 5
Coding region: 278-772 (164 amino acids)
Source: RefSeq, a predicted model, not a curated record
CGGAGCAGCAGGUCUUGCAUCAUGCGGAGGAAGAGGCUGCGCUUCCCCGUGCCCUCCUCCUCCUCUGGGCCGGGCCACGGCGCCUUCCAUCUCCCUUUCCCAUGAAAAAAAGGACUUUUCCCAAGCACCAGGCAGGGCUGCCGGCGUAUCCCCGUGGCCAUGCAGCGCUGCCUGUACUGGCCGGCCGCCCCGGGGCCGGCGUGACCGUGACGCCCUGCCUGUCCUUUUCCGGGUCCAACGCCUCCGUCACUGAACAGUUUGAUGGAGAAUCGGUCGGAUGACAGCGGGAACCGUUGUUAUCACCGGGGGAAUCCUAGCAACGGUGAUCCUACUGUGCAUCAUUGCCGUGCUCUGCUACUGUAGGCUACAGUACUACUGCUGCAAGAAAGAUGACUCCGAUGAGGAAGAGGAGGAGGAGGAGGAGGAAGAGGAAGAGCCCAACCUUCCCACGCACUCGCACCUCGGCACGUGCAACGCCUGCAACUCCCGCAUGGUGGACGGCCUGGGCAGCCCCGCGCCCCCCCUCAGCGAGCUCAACCAGCACGGGGCUCACAACUACUGCCCGACCUGCUCCCCCUACGGCUCCCCCUUUUACAUCCGGACUGCCGACAUGGUGCACAACGGGGGCGAGAGGGUCACCUACACCCCCGCGUGCUACAAGGAGAUGGGGCCGCCCAUCAACAUGGCCACCCUGCAAAGCUACCCGGUGAGCCGCCACGGCCUCCUCCGCGAGAGCUUCCCGAACCCGCGGGCUAUCAGCACGGAGGUGUAGUAGUCACCGUUGCCACUAGCACAGGGUGCCCCCAGCCGGUGCCCGCUUGUCUUUGUGGGAGGGGGGGUUCCCGCAGAGAGGACCCCACAAGCCCAGUCCGAGACCAGCACGGUCCUCCUGCUGAACCGCCCGGCACGGUUAAGCUUUACGGCUGAGAAGACGAGAGAGACCUCGAAGGGCGACGUUAAACCGGCCACCUCCGAACCCAUCAUAAGUGUCAUUAUUAUUCUACUCUAUCUCCUGAAGGGACUUGUCUAACGAGGGCUAUGUACAGUACAACCUAAUUUAAUUACCCCAGGCUCCCCUGACUCCCCGAGUGAGGACUCUAGUGUCCCCACGCAGCCACCCAAGGCGAUGCCCGCCACCUCCGGCACACGGAGCGAUGCGCGACCGGCCGCCGCCUCCGGCAAAUCCUGCCGCUGAGCUGGGAAUGGCAGCGCUCCUCAGCGAUGGGAAAGCAAAGAAGGGAAAAUCCAGAUCAUCCUGCUCCCCUCGUACUGCGUUAGUUGCCGCUAGCAGUUAGCUUUUGUGUUCGAGUGUAAGAUAGGACACCGUCUCCCACCCGCUUCGGUCUUUGCACGUGCUGAAGAAGUUCAAGAUGUGAAUUUCGAUCACCGCCGGGGGAGGCAAAGUUGCUCGCAGAACCGCUCACCCACACAAACGGGCACAGGCUGAUCCUUCUGCGGCCGAAGCCCCCACCUCUUCUACUCUUCACAAGCUUUCUUGGAGCGGUUUUAACUUGGACCCAUAAAACCGGCAAGAUUUUACUUACGGGAAGAAUUGCAUCUCUAAGUAACUGCGGUUUUGGUGACCUUCAGUGUUCGCUGCCCUACUCAGCCCACCCUGACAACUCCGGACAGCCAGAGGAAGGUUGGCUUUAGGAUGGCUUUUGCUUUUGACAGCCACAGCAGAGACCACUGGGUCACAUCUCCUCCUUCGUAGGAACCAUGACCUCCCCGUGGGAGAGCGAUGUUCAGGUGAUUGGGGUGUGCCCCCCCCCAAUUUUGGCUUUUGGAAGCAGAGGGUGCAAGACCCGAACCAGGGUUCACCGGCUCCGCGGCUGGUAAUGACAGCCAGUGACUCUGCCUUUCUGCAAAAAUGAUUGUGGGAAAGUUCCUUCUUCCUCCAUAAAUCAAAUUAGGUGAAAAAUUACUGAAAGGACAUCUCCGUCAUUCACAGGCACUUCCAUAGCAACCGGUGCAGGACCGCUCAGCUGAGCACUUCCCAUUCACAGCAGGGAGGAGGGGACCCGGACAGCCGCGAUCCCCGCAGCCGUGCGGACGCUGUUGGAGGCAACAGCAGAGAACACUUGCCGUGCCUUUGCAAUAUAGAGUACAACCACUCAGAAAUGGGAGUGGGUUGUUGGGUUUUUUUUCACCACCACAAUUUAGAAAAUUUGGACUUAACCUCCCCGUUCACGCACCGAAAAAGUGGGUCUCAGCACGGAGAUGCACGCUUACAUGCGCCUCGAAUGUCUCCGUUAUCAGGCAAAACGCUAAUUUACACUUUGGACCUGCUCAUGCCUUGGCACCUCUGCUCAAACUAACCGAAGAAAAGGAGCCAGCUGAACGCCAAAUGUGGUGAUGGUCCUUGUAACCAAACACCUCGCCCUAGCUCACAUUUUACACAGCCUUCUGAGCAAACGUUAUGCACCAUCUCCUGCGCCUCUGGCCCAGAAAGACAUCGCGUUUCCAUUAUCCUGAGACUCAGACUAGCUGCAUCUCUUUUUAGAGUCUCCUUCCAUUCUCCAAAUAGUGAUAGCAGGUUUUAAAUGUCCUCUCGCAUUAAGGGUACACAGGAGGGAAGAUGAAAGUUAGCAGCAGCAAAGCUCUCCAGAUCCCACUGGCCAAUAGUCCGUAGCUCCUACUGCUUCCCAUCCAGCCAGUACUCCUCCCUGAAAAUAUAAUCUGCGACUCUUUUUCUUGGCUAACUCAGUAAAUCCUGUCCUUUCCCACUAGAGCAUCCGCUCCUGGCAUCCAACUCUACCUCUUGGCACGCAGCAAGGCUUCCCACCGCAAUGGCAGCACGUGCCAGGCCAUGACCUCCGGAGGGUGGGAAUAACACAGGGGGCUUUUGCUUCUGUGGGUCACCGUUCUGGUGAAAAGGAAGGCAACCGCAUCGUCAUCUUCAUCACAUGCAAAGUAAGCGUGACCUGUUGCCUGCUAACAAGGUGCCAAGGCUGGCGAGGCAGUUCCAGAGUAGCUGGAUGGCCAAGAGGAGGGUUAUCCUCAAGGCCAGCGCAACACCCUGCGUCUGGCACGGCUACAGAGAAGCGGGUGUGAAAGGGCUGGAAACACGGGAGACACAACGGUGGGUUAGAAGGUUUGGGGGACGGAGGAGGA